AUGGCUUCGGCUGUAGACACAAACCAGGACAAUGCGCAAGGCGACCUGACGAGCCAGGCAGGGCCGUCGCCACCUGCAGAGUCCGGCGCAACGCCGCCGCUGAGUCGCACCUUGAGCAGAAUCAACACCGAUCUCUCCUCCAGAGACAGCCACCGCGGCCCCAGCGAAAACAAUCAUGGCGGCGACAACGAUGGGGCGUUGCACAGCGCGCUCUCGAAUACGAGCUCCAUCACAUCGCCUCCUCCUUACUGGCCUCAUGCCAGCCUGCACCAGCGAAACAUCUCCAACUUAUCGACCGAGUCUUUCCUACCGGCGGAGGCAAUAAGGUUGCGCGACAACGACACAAACGACGACGAUAGGAACAGCGCAUGCUGGGCGAAGAGCGUGGAGAUUACGGACUUCAUCUUUGUGAACGGCAGUAAUACGAAUAUUGGCGCCUUCAUUGUGUGGAACAUAUCUGUCGAAACCAUGAAUGGAAGCUACAUGAACAUUCGGAAACGCUACUCUGAGUUCGACGACUUUCGACGAAAACUGACCCAGUCCUUUCCCAACUUCAGAGCGGCAGUGCCGGAACUACCACCCAAAAGCGCGAUAUUCAAAUUCCGACCCAAGUUUCUGGAAAAGCGCCGGGCUGGCCUGCAAUAUUUUCUCAACUGUAUUCUAUUAAAUCCAGAGUUCUCGGGAUCGCCUGUCCUCAAGGACUUUCUGUUUGCGUGA
Trichoderma gamsii is the source of this 717-nucleotide messenger RNA. RefSeq lists its product as hypothetical. Gene Ontology annotation, molecular function: phosphatidylinositol-3-phosphate binding. The record is from RefSeq and is a predicted model, not a curated record. Lineage: Eukaryota; Fungi; Ascomycota; Sordariomycetes; Hypocreales; Hypocreaceae. Gene Ontology annotation, cellular component: endosome. The transcript has 3 exons. The coding region runs from base 1 to 717 and encodes 238 amino acids.